Messenger RNA from Trichoderma virens Gv29-8, 927 nucleotides. RefSeq lists its product as uncharacterized. The coding region runs from base 1 to 927 and encodes 308 amino acids. Lineage: Eukaryota; Fungi; Ascomycota; Sordariomycetes; Hypocreales; Hypocreaceae. The record is from RefSeq and is a predicted model, not a curated record. The transcript has 4 exons.
AUGCCUCCAAACGAAAGAUAUUUUCAUAAACAGAUUCUCUCAUGUUGUGAACCUCAGAUGCAUGACCUAAAGCUUUGGGAAGCAUACAAGAAGCGAUUCAAUACCGCGCAAGUCCCCUUCCGGGGGGAAAGCGAAUUUUUCAAAACAGCAUUAGACGUGGCUCAACGCGGUAAUGGCCAAAAAGAAGCCUUUGAGCGAAUUUUCGAGGAAACGAAUGAGAAAAAAAUAGAAGAAAAUAGGAAGCGAAUUGAUAGAGUCAAGACCCAAAUUAAAAACAAUGGAGAUAUCUUUGGAUGCAAAGAUGCCCGGGAUACAGCAUUGCAACCCUCAGCGAAUGAAUCGCAAACUCCGAUUAACAAAGAUAGACGAGACCAAAAUAAGAGAUACGAUCCUCUCGAUUUUCAUGGGAAUAUUCAGGGUGAUCCGAAAGAUGAGGCGACUCUUAUAGAACAGCAAAUUUGGGCAGACUUAGCGAAUGCUAGAAAUAAGAAGCUAAAAAGAGUUCGAUUUGAAGACGAUUUUGACACUUCUGCAUCUACCCAACAAGCGACAGAUGGAAGCGAGAUUGACAACAAAUAUGCACAGGAUAUUGACCGUGUCUAUAAGCGUCCAAAACAUAAUGGAACACCUAAACUAACGUCUGACACCCCUUCUUUCCAGCCAACUACAGAUAAAAGGGCAUCUAGGAAAAGGUCAAGAUGCGAGAAUGAUGACGAUAAUUCUGAGCAUGAACAUAAACGUCGGAAACUAGAGACCCUUACUGCUCAUAAAUCUGCACCUCAUAUUUCUAUACAACAAAUGGCAGACGGAGAGGCCAUCAUACAGGCGUCCAGACUUGAGGUCAACAAAAGAAGGUCUCAAAGGAGGAAUGGACAGUUUGAAUUGUUCGAGUUGGAUCACUCAGGCAAAAAGCGCUCUAUCACUUGA